AUCCAAGAUGGCAGACAGGCCGUUUGAGCCGUGAUAGUACGGGAUUGUAGGAGUGUAAUUUCUAGGUGUGUCAUUCUAAAUAUUGAACUAGAAUGUCUCCCGAAUUCUUGACUAAAAUCUUGUACGAUUAUUCUGACAAUGUGAAACUACGUCCUCGCGUAUCGUGCGCUAGGUUUAGGUAACGUUUGUGCCGGGACAUAUGUAAAACGGUGAUCGAAUUGUGUUAUUCGGUGUGUCGUGUACGCGAUUUAUUCUGGUUUAAUGGUAAAUUAAAAUGUGGAAUAUGAUGUGCGACGUGAUGCCCACUAUAUCGGAAGACAGUAUCAGCCAGAGGAGUUCGCAGUUUUCUGGCGAAGAUGCGAAUUUCGAGCAGCUUAUGGUGUCGAUGCUCGAUGAGAGGGAUAAGUUGGUGGAGAGUCUACGGGAGACGCAGGAGCGGCUCGGGGACUCAGAGCUCCGCCUGAAGGAGGUGGAGAAGGAGCGGGACUCGUUGCAUCGGCAGAUCGCAGCGAACUUGCCUCAGGAGUUUGCUACGCUCACGAAAGAGCUCAACCAAGCGCGGGAGCAGCUGUUAGAGCGAGAGGAGGAGAUCUCAGAGCUCAAGGCGGAGAGAAACAACACCAGGCUACUACUCGAGCACCUAGAAUGCCUAGUGUCUCGUCACGAGCGCUCCUUGCGCAUGACCGUAGUCAAGCGGCAGGCGGCGGCCCAAUCAGGAGUCUCCUCCGAGGUGGAGGUCCUCAAGGCCCUCAAGAGUCUCUUCGAGCAUCACAAGGCGUUGGACGAGAAGGUCCGGGAACGGUUACGAGUAGCGUUAGAAAGGAACACAGCAUUAGAAGAAGAACUAGCGUUAACCAAAGAAGAACUGCAACAGUACAAAUCGGGAUCCGACUCGGAGCGGCCCAAGGAGAAUGGUGCAGUGAGCACCGGCUCGCCAGAGCAGAACGGCGAGCAACUCCAAACUAAGGAGGGUAGCGUUAACGGAGACGACAGGAAUACGACCGAGCUGCAAAACACGAUCGCCAAGCAGUCGGCAGAGCUGAGUUCGUGGCAGCGGCGCGUGGCGGAGUUGAACAACAAAGUCAGCGAGCUCGAGGAGCGGUUGACCAAAGGAGAAAAGGAGUUGGCCAAGAAACAGGACGAGUGCGUGAAACUCCAGCGGGACUUGCGUGAGAACGGCGCGCAGAAGGAGGACCAGGAGGAGCGGAUAGCGACCCUGGAGAAGAGGUACCUGAACGCGCAGCGCGAGUCCACGUCCCUGCACGACCUCAACGAGAAACUAGAGCAGGAGCUGCAGCACAAGCAGGCACAGCUCAAGCUCCAAGAGGAGAAGAUCGCCGCCAUCGAAGAGAAGCUGGAACUGUCGUCGCAGAAGUUGGCGCAGAUGUCUUCGCUGCCCGAGAUGGAGGAACAGCUCAAGGCGCGCAUGGAGGCGCUCAGCCAGGCCCAAGAGCGGCACGGAUCAGCCGAGGACCGUAUCCAGCGGUUAGAAGCCAGCGUUGAAGAGAAGAACGCCGAGCUGAUGAGGCUGAACCAGCGAUUGAGGAUGAACGAGGAGCACAAUACGCGGCUCAGUGCUACGGUUGAUAAGCUGUUGUCAGAGUCUAAUGAUAGGUUACAAGUGCACCUCAAAGAGCGAAUGCACGCGCUAGAUGAGAAGAACGGUCUGACGCAAGAACUUGAGAAGACGAGGAAGUACGCCGAAGAACUGGUGGCGGAGAAGCAGGAUAUCCUCAAGGAGCUCGCCAAGUGGCGCAUGGAGACUGAACAGCUGAAACGACAAAUGUUGCAACAAGAAAUAGCGUUUAACAUUCAACAAACCGACGCCCUCACGAGAUCACUCUCGCCGGGCGCGCCUCCACAGCCACCACCGCAAGCUCUUUUCCAGACUAAGUUGGAUGGGUCGUGGGAGAAGCUACAGCAAGCUCACGUACUAGCAAACGUACAACAGGGCUACGAUGUCUCCAGCGACGCAGAGAACGAUGAAUCCGACGGCGGUGUAGAAGGCGGGCACACGGACGCCGCAGCCCUCGCGCUGAUGUUACAGGAGCAGCUCGACGCCAUCAACACAGAGAUCAGGCUGAUACAGGAGGAGAAGCAGAGCACCGAGGCCAGGGCCGAGGAGCUGGAGUCCCGGGUGGGCAGCUAUGAGCACAUGAAUGUGCUGUCGCGACGGGGUGAUUCACCCCCUCUCGCCGCUUCACCGUCGCGACCGCAUCUCGCGCCGAUACACAAAUAUCAUACGUUACAGUUGUGCGAGGACGGCGUCGCGGCAGAAGGCGCCGAGUCGCCGCUGACGGCGCGCUCGCUGCGGCUCGAGCGGGCGGCGCGCGCGCUGCACGCCGAGCGGGAUCGACUGAGGACGCACUAUCCUGCGCCUUAUGACUCGACUUCAAUAAUGUCAGGAUCAAUGACGCGGAUCCCAAUACACAGGCCACUAAAUGUCAGUGUUCCCAGCAGCUCGAGCCAAGAGUCCCUCGGCGGCCUCACGGCGUGGGGCGGGGCCUCGCCCGGCCUCCCGCGAGGGGUUGCGGCCGCGGCCUCGGCUGUUUCUAUAGCGUCGAUGCAUCAGCAGAAGAAACGGGGAAUCAAGAGCUCGUUGGGGAGAUUCUUUAGUAAGAAGGAGAAAGCUGGUAUGCCGAUGCAGCAAGGCGGCCAACAGAGAUCGCUGUCGUCCGCGUCUUCGUUAGGAUUAUCGUCGUUAGCCGACGAUGCGCCGGAGGCAGCUCCCGCGCCUCUAGUACAAGAUUACGCUCGCAAUAAGAGCAAAGACCGCGACUACCGACACGAACUACUAGGAGAAGCUAUGCGCGCAGGCACACCCUUCGCGCUGUGGAACGGGCCUACCGUGGUCGCGUGGCUCGAGCUGUGGGUCGGCAUGCCGGCGUGGUACGUGGCUGCUUGUCGCGCUAAUGUGAAGAGCGGAGCCAUUAUGUCGGCUCUGUCUGAUCAGGAGAUACAGAGAGAAAUUGGCAUCAGUAACCCCUUGCACCGGCUCAAACUACGUCUGGCUAUUCAAGAGAUGGUGUCUUUGACGUCACCAUCGGCGCCGAGAGGGACGGCAUGUGCGGCCCUUGCCUUCGGAGAUAUGAAUCAUGAAUGGAUCGGCAACGUCUGGCUGCCAUCAUUAGGAUUACCUCAAUACCGCACGACGUUCAUGGAGUGUCUGGUGGACGCGAGAAUGCUCGAACACCUCACAAAGCGAGACCUCCGCACACAGCUCAAAAUGGUCGACAGCUUCCAUAGAACAUCCCUACACUUCGGCGUGGCGUGCCUGAAGCGCGUGGGCUACAGCGUGCGCGCGCUGGAGGAGCGGCGCCGCGCGGCCGAGCUGUGCGCGCGCGACGUGCUCGUGUGGAGCAACGAGCGCCUGCAGCGCUGGCUGCUCGGCAUCAACCUGAAGGAGUACGCCAACAACCUGGUGGAGAGCGGCGUGCACGGCGCGCUGAUCGCGUUAGACGAUAACUUUGACGCCAACAGCAUGGCGCUCGCGCUGCAGAUACCCACGCAGAACACGCAGGCGCGGCAAAUUCUCGAAGUAGAAUUCGCGAACCUUUUACAAACCGGUACGGAACGCGCGGCGCGCAUGACGCACGACCACCAGGCCGCCUCCUGACACCACACCAUGAACUAGGCACCGAGGCUACCCGUGUCCACCGCCGACAACUGUCGGCCACCACCGACAACUGCCGGCCACCACCGACAACUGUCGGCCACCACAGAAAACAGUCGGGAAACCGGCAUCUACCGGCAGAAACUAACUGUGAAUAAACGUUUAAUUUAAUUUAUUUGAUUGGUACAAACGGCAAGUGAUACACAGUUUUUUAUCUUCCAUAGACAUAUGGAAUUUUUAUUCCGGCUUUUAGACGUCGGCAUCAAGUGGUAACAUUCUGUAGUAAAAUCAACUCUAGAAUUACAUUUGUAAUGUAUACGACUUGAGUUACUGUUUUAAUGGUUUCGUGUGCGACAAUAUUUGUGAAAGACGGUUUCAGAGCUAAAAUAGUAGCGGAAAAAUCAUAUUUUAUCACUCUUAAGGACAUAUUUAAUCAUAUAAAUAAUAUUUGGUAUUUGAGAAUCAUUAUUAAUUCAAAAUAAUAUGUGGCAGAACGUUCUGAUUAGCUUAUAUCAAAAAAGUCAAAAAAAUAGGGGUUAGUUCCAAAACGAGUACUUUCAUAAAUAUUUGUGUACGAUACUAUAGUGUUUCUUUAUUUUUAACGCUAGUACAAAUUUCUCUGAAUAACAAUAAAGUAGGCAUAAAUUCUUUCAAUGACGUAUUUUUACACUACUUUUUACUGUAGAAUGUUGCCAUCUUUACAUCGUUGUUGAUAAAAUAAAAGUUACAAUAAAAGUUGUCAUUACUGUUAUACAUAUAACUAUUAAACCAGUUGUAGCUACAUUAUGCUUUAUUAUAUAAUAUAUAAUACAGAAGUGCUCUGAUACUGUUAGAUUUACUAUGUACUUAACAUUUAUUCCGAUAUUUAUAAUAUUAAAAACAAAUAAAUUAAAUAUAAUAAAGCGGUCGCCAGCGUCUUGAGAAAAUCAUAGUCUAAAAAUGAAAUACACUCACAACAUCAUUAAUACUUGUAUUAUAAUCAUCUCUAUACUUAACUUCCUUUACUACUUAACUUUCUUCAGUAUUCCGUUAAAUAUAUCAAAUAUACAUUUUCAACCUUUUAAAUAUAAGAAUAUAGUUCCAAAUUGAACUAGUAGUUAGGCUAUAAUUUUCCCAAUUUGACGCCCAUACGACCGUUUCCGACAUUUUCAUACUCUGAUGCCAAAUAUUAGUUACACAAACUAAUAUACUUAGAGUUAAACCUGCCAGUAGUCCAAACAUUAGGUACUGAGACGUGAACGCCUUCACUUUGCCAUAUUUACCAAACAUCCAUAUUGCUUCUUUCUCUUGGCAUAAAAACAAAAGAGUUUCAAAGAGGCAUUUGGUAAGGGCAAGUGAAGUGCACGGCAAGGCUCGGAACCGGUUUUUUCUUCAUAAAAAAAAACCGGUAUUAUUACGUUCUUUUUCGUUCUUUGGUUUAUUAUUGAAUUUUUAAUGGGACAAUCUAAUAAUACGAAGUUGUUACCUAAAUACAUGAUUCAGUCCUACGUAAAGAGCAUAAAUUAAUUGAAAAUGUUGGGCUAUUUCGGGUUUUUAAAAAAAACCGGUUCCGAGCCCUAGUGUACGGUCGAGUACACAAACAUCUUACAAGCCAAUCUUUCAAUAGUUAUUUACGAUACAAGUGCGGAAAAGAGGAAAUUCGAAACGAGUGGCGAUAAAUUAAAAUACGACCGCAGGGAGUGUUUUAAAUCAACACGAGUUUCGAAUUACCUAUUCGCACGUGUAUCGUACAACGUUUUACAGUACAUAUGGCCCUUUAAACUUUCGACAUAUGAACGAAAAGUGCUAUUUGACGCACUAGUGCGAGAAAGUAGCACCAUAUGUACUGUAAAUAUAUAUUUACACGACCUUAUUGUCAGUGGCUUAGAGACGAGUAAAUAUAUUUUUGGAUCGUUCGCUUGUAAAUAUAUUUGUCAUCUCGACUGUACUAAAGUCAAGACAAACAUCACUUUAUGGUUGGACGAAAGCAGUCAAUAAGAGUCAACGCUCAGAAAUAAGAUUUGGACAUGUUUAUAAUAGGUGUGCCUAAUGAAUACAGGAUUGGGAAUCGGGAAAUAUUGGCACUGAUUUUUAUUUAAAAUAACUAUUUUAGAAGAACCAUAACUGACUUAACAUACUUUCUAAAGCUUCUAACUUAUUCGAAUCUGGGUUAUAACCGGGAAAAUCAAAGUUCGCAAAUUGCGGCCAUGUUUCUCUGACGCCUUAAUUGGAGUAAAUGAGAAAGAUGCCCGUAAUCUACGAACUUCGGUGUUCGCGGUAGGCCCCCUGUCCUUAUCAGUUAUUGUGCAGAUUAACAGUUGUUAAUUAUUAUAACCCUUAAAACGUCAAGAACGCUUAAGACGAAAGUCGAGGACCUGCACGAAAUCGCCUUUUCAUACAAACGGACUACGUUUGUCAUUUUCCUCUCUGGAUAUUAACGUUAUUGAAAAUAUUUUGACACAAUUUUUGUAUAUCAACCUCAGCUAUGCCUCUACGUUUGUUUUUUUUUCGAAUUUUUAAUUAUUAUAAGUUAGGAGCAUUUAAUUUUUUUAGUGAAAUCUUUUUUUAUGCUCCUAAUUUUUACAAUAAUCAAAAAAUCGAAAAAUCGAGCAUAGCUAUGGUUAAUAUACAUCAUAUUAUGUUAAAAUAUUUUUCAUAAAUUUAAUAUCAUAAUUCAUUAUGUUUUAUAUUUUCCUAUUACUUAUAGGCAAUAACUCAAAUGUCCUGUAACUUUUGUUAUUAAUAAAUUAUUAUGAUUAUGAUUAUCCAGAGAGGAAAAUUGGGACUACGUUAGUUUGGAGAAACGGCCGUCCCCUUUCCUCUUAAAGACGUUGUGACUUGUGAGUAAAUAAGCCUAUAACAGUUAUAUUUAAGCGUUUACAUACGGUGUCAAAGUAACUUUCACGGUUUCAAGUAAAAAGGCUCAGACAGACUAAAAGUUUCUCGAAUGUAACAGUAGCGACAUCUAUAUUAAGAAACUGAAACUUUCCCACGCGUCUACUCCCAUACUGAUCAAAUAAAGUUCUUCAUUCUUCCUCUGAGUCGAGUGAAUGAGUAUAUACCCAUUCGAAAAACUCGUUUAAUGUUUUACUGGUGUCAUUAUUUCCUAUUCUCUCUCUGGGCCUGUAUACCAAGUGCCUCGCUGAGGUGUGUAUAUAAUAGCUUAUGUAGUUGAAUGUGUGCCUCCGAGUGUUUGUACAUCCAUAGUAUUAGGCGGUACACAUUGGUGUGCGAGCGGGACGUCACUAUAUACGUCUCUUGCUCACACCGGUGCUUGCGGUGCAUCAGUGUGAUGACUGCGUUACCACAUUAUAAAGGUGUCAACAAUAUUAUUUUGUUUUUAUACUAUGUUUUUGUGAUGGUUUCACAUUUGAGAUUGUUAUGCUGGGUUACAUUGCUAUUCUGGUUGUUUUAAAUGAAUUUUAACGUCGGAUAUUAUUUUAUGUUUAGCAAUAGUCAAUUUUAGCUAUUUUUACGAAAUAACCUUUAUUUUUAUUCGCGCUUUACUUCAAUAAUCAUAGAUAUAUAUUUUUUUAUUGAUGUAAUGUAAUCCAGUAAACACAACAUUGUCAAUGUAAAAAAAUGGUGUCGACAAAAUGACUGUGUUUGCCGACAGUUGAAAUUGUUCCGGUUCAUUCUUCUCGCUUCUGAGUAAUAUGAAGUUCAGAACGAACCAAAUAUUACAAAAGAAUUCCAAGGAUACAUUGAAUAGAAUAAGAACAUUCAGUUGAUAUUGAACUGAAAGAUUUUAGCUGUCGGUAAUGGCUUGGUUUCGAAGGGUAUCAGGUGCAUUGCAAAGUCGACUUUACUCUGUGCUAAUAAAGAAGACUUAAAUAAAAUGGAUUUUGUGAUCCUUCGUAGUUUUGAAAGGAAGCCCGGUUACUAGUCUGUGUACAGUGUUAUGCAGUUGUGUUAGAUUCUUAUAUUUUAUAAUACGCAUGUUGCGGCCCACUGUGGAGCGACGCCAUAUUUGUGGUUGAAAAUGAGAAUUUUCUGUUUUUCGACGAUAACUUUUUAUUGUUCUUACAAAAAUCUAUGAAAUUAUAGGAUCUUGGGAACCUGUUCAGGGUUAUCGCUCCUUAUAUUUUACGAUUAUUUGUCAACACCAUAAAAAGUUAUCAUGUAUUAAGUAUGGUGUCGUUCCACAGUGAGCCGUGGCUGCAUUAGAUAUAUUUUGUUAAGCCAUUACAAGCAACCGUCUUGCGCGUACGACACUUUUUAUAUUUAUUUUAAUUUGGACUUUAAACUAAUCUAGUGUCGCGCGCUCAUCACGCUAUUGUAACAUCUACGGUUAAUGAAAUAAAGAUUAUAAUUGUAUAGCUAAACAAUUUUAAUUUUAAUCUUCUUAGCGAAUAUUGUAAAUAUGGUUUGAUAGCGAUUACGGCCGCCCGUGCGGACAUAGCAAUACUUAGCUAGCUAGGAUGUGUUCAAACUUUACAAGAUUAUUUUUAAUAUUUUAUCGCUUUACUAUUUAUUAACUAGGACUUAUUAUUUAUUAAGUUUUAACUACUAGUUACUACGGAGCUGUAUCUUCUAAUUGGUUACGAAAUACCUCGUGUAAAUGUUACGGUUGUCUGAAUCACAAGUUUAUUUUAAGCGUGAAGGAACAUUAAAGGGCUGCUAUGUACUUUGAAUAGGUAUCCAAUAACUGUGUAUAGAGUAACGAGUAACAGUAUUAAUAAAUUAGGUGGGUGUUACGUGUGGUCACAGUGUGGAAAUUAUAUUAAAAAGUUAAAACGUAGCUAACUUCGGAAAUGUACUAAAUAUUUUGCCACGCAUUUUGGAACGCACCCUUAUUUUGCCGCGGUUUUUUUGACAAGUGUCCUUCUUUCUUUUUUUAGCUUUUGCGAGUUGGAAUUGUAAACAGGCUUCCAAAAAAACCGUUUGCAAAAAUAUUAAGGGCGUUGUCAUUUCAUGAAAAAAUACUAUGAAUAUUUCGUAUUCAGAUAGUGUAAUCAAAAAUAUUUAAGUGGCUAACUUUGGGCAUCAUGUAACAUUGUAAUUGACUAAAACAAUUGGACAUUGAAAUAUAAAUAACUGAAAUGUAUAUAAAUAAAAGUGUAAUUAAAAUAUGUAUUCAGUUAUUCGAUAUUGGUAUUGCCAGAAUUCAUUACUCUUAUUACCUAUAUUGGUAUUUCUAAUUUACUUUUAACGCUUUUUUUCUGUGUCAAUUUCUGUGUAGAUAUGCAUCUAGUCAACUGAAGCAAAACUAAUACCGAAUAACUGGGCUGUGUUUUACAGAUAAAUUAGUUGCAAUUCUACAAAAUAAAAACUAAAAAAAGCUGUUUUGGCAUUUUAACAAUAUUGCCAGUUUUUAUUUUUGUAGAUAUUUUAACUGGUAUCGUAAAACGCGGUCGGGGUGGGGUAGCGAGAGCGAGACAGCGAUAUGCCCGCGUCUCUAUAUCAUACAUACACAUCAUUGUUUCAUUAUCAAUGAAAUAUAUUAAACGACUACAUAAAGUUUUAUAUGCGACUACGUUUACAAAAUGGUUAUUUAGUUAUUUGUUAGUGUAUAGCUUUUCGAUGUAGCUACUUUUUUGUAUAAAGCUCGUUCGUUAGUAGGAAAUGCGAAACGGUUUUUCUAAAACCGUUGCUUGGUUUCCUGUUUAGCAUAGCGCGGUUAGUGUACAGUGUAUACUGGCCGUUAGUAGUUCGCGUCCGUGAGAGUCGAAAUUUAAAAAAAAAAACGGCUCCGUCAAACGUCCAUGACCCCUCUAUUCCGAUUCCUCCUAAAGUGCCAACGUUCGACAGACGGUCGCGGGCUAACAAUAAAUAGAAUAAUAUGGCCGCUCUAAAAAGUACCUAAUUCAUCAAUUUUUUUUGUUAUUUCUAGGACUUUUUGUAGGCGAGUGCGAAAAAUGUGUAAACGUAAAAAUGUCAAAACACUAUUAUUUCUUAUAACGAUCGAAAGGGGUCAUUUAAAUAACAAAAAUAUUUACACAAGGUAUGUUUUAGAGCAGACAAAAUCCUGUCCACAUUCCACCGAGCUGUCGAACAAUAUUCCAAGUCCCAGUGGCUCGCUAGUUCGCUACCAAAGAAUAAAGUUACCUUCACGUUAAGGUUGUAUGAUAGGUUUUUAGUGAAUUCCAUUGUAUUGUAUAUAAUUUUACAUAAUUUGCAUAGCUUCGUUGACGACAUAUAUCGCAUCGUAGCUCCGUGUGCCCGUGCCCUGCUUACAUUCCAAGCUUUCCGUGUUGCCGCUUUCAUAGACCAUAGACAAGUUUAUAAUUUUUUAAUCUCCAUACAAAGCCACAAAUAGCGUAACUUAGUGGCCUUUUCAACGCAACGCUAUUUAUUUUAAAUCCCAGAGAACUUACUAGGUGGCGUUGCAUAAGUGGCGACAUCUACAAGAUGGGGCAAGCGAUUUUGUAUGGAGAUUAACAAUUUUACAUGUCUCUGUCUAGACGCAGGGCGGGGGAAUGUAACGGUGAUUAUUUUGACCAAUGUAAUCAGAAUACUGUGUAACCUUUGUAAAAAUAUUUAUCAAAUGUGCGAACGACGUACGUUAUGCAUAAUGAUAAGAGGUAAAUACAAUUUACACGAUACAA
Messenger RNA from Cydia strobilella, 10140 nucleotides. It is a transcript of the gene Liprin-alpha, whose product is annotated as liprin-alpha-1. NCBI's taxonomy places the organism in Eukaryota, Metazoa, Arthropoda, Insecta, Lepidoptera, Tortricidae. Gene Ontology annotation, molecular function: protein binding. Gene Ontology annotation, cellular component: presynaptic active zone. The record is from RefSeq and is a predicted model, not a curated record. The transcript has 25 exons. Bases 275 to 3616 code for a protein of 1113 amino acids. Gene Ontology annotation, biological process: synapse organization.